Aspergillus sclerotioniger CBS 115572 is the source of this 1926-nucleotide messenger RNA. RefSeq lists its product as uncharacterized. The transcript is spliced from 3 exons. The coding region runs from base 1 to 1926 and encodes 641 amino acids. The record is from RefSeq and is a predicted model, not a curated record. Lineage: Eukaryota; Fungi; Ascomycota; Eurotiomycetes; Eurotiales; Aspergillaceae.
AUGUCCCCUCAGUCCGUCGCCAUCCCGGCCGGCCCUUUACUGGCCGAACUCCCUAAUCUUUGGAAAAAGCGUUUCGACAAGAGACAUCUUUCCACCAACCCGGUGAUCGCCACCCUUGAUAUCGAAUAUAACGAAUUGGUCCAGUCAUGGAAACGCUUCCAGGAUCACCUCCCCCCAGACGAUCACGUCUGCUUUCACGAACGCCUACAAGGUCCCGACGAUGUCUUAGAGGUCGUGAGCCGCAUCGAGCCGGUCUGGACAUCCACGUCGGGACUGCGAGUGCUGCGGGAAUGCUGUGACGAGUUUCGUUCCACCCUGGGCUCACACGUGGGGUUAUUGACCGCCCUCCCCAAAAACGAAUUGUACGGUUCCAUCUUUUACAGCGUGCUGCAGUCCCUUCUGAAGGCGUCCGCCGGUUAUCCGAGAAUCAUGGAAGGAUUGGUACAAGCACUGGUUCAGAUCAACCGGUCCAUUGGUCCACCAGCACGGGGCGACAGAAUACCUCUCUCGAAAGACUCAAUCAACACCAUUGCACGCUUCUACGCGCUACUGUUUUUCUUCCUCGGAGAGUUGAUGGACUGGUAUGUGCGCAAGUCCAUCUGUCGACUGCUCCAGAGCCCCAAACACGACCUGUACCGCGAUUUCCAAAGCCUCGUGUGUCAUAUCCGACGCAGCGCGAAAGACAUGAUGUAUAGCUUGAGUGAUAACAUGGACCUGGAUGAUGGCGACUGUGAUAGCUUGUGUGAUAUGAACAGUGAUCACUAUCUCCAGAGUUUUGAGCAAGCUCGAUUGGGCCAAGUGGGUCUUCAGAAAAUGGACCGUCGGUUGGCGGCACAGAAUGCCCUGACGCGUCAGUUGCUCUGGGAAAUCCAUCAAGAUGCGGCGGAGCGCAAGCGGUUGCUCAAGGAACGAGACCUUCUCCUGACGCAACUGCUAGACACUGUCAGUCUGCAGCUACAGUCCGUGAGCAAACAAAACAGCGGCAUUGCCUGUUUGACCACGACAGCUUCACAGGACUUAGGUAGGGACGCCAGGUUCACGUGGCCCGAACUGCUUGAGGAGCUGACCGUGCAUGCAUUACAAGACACAGACAGGUUCAACCUGAUUGGAGAGGGACACAAGCACAAGUACACACGCAUGGAGCUGCAGCUGGCGUCCCGUCAUCUCGAAGACUUCUUUGAUUCCGACGACCAGACCCCCGAUCUAGACCCCGAUGUCCCGGUGAUUGCCGAAGAAAAUGUCAUGACCUCCUUGAACCAAUGGGCAACGGAUGCGCACUCGCAGGUGCUCGCCGUGGGUGGGCCCCCAUCGACGGUCUACCCCAGCCCGGUCCUACUGGUCUCGACCUGCUACGCCAGUUUUGCACGAAAGGCUCGGUUGCCUGUCAUCUCCCAUUUCUGCAACCGGUCCACCGACGGAGAGAGCGAGCUAACCUUCGAGCAACACCUGAUCGCCCUUGCCUACAGUUUGAUUCGACAGUUAAUAGAAUAUCUGCCUCCGGUCGUCGAAAGCCAUGCCGGGUGCAAUCUGAGUGCGGAGCGGUUCAAACCACUAAAUGGCACCCUCACCUCGUGGAAGGAGGUGCUCUCGCUGAUUGAUAUACUGCUCCACUUUGCCCCGCCGCUGCUGGUCUGUGUGAUCCAUGGGCUGGAUAUCAUCCAGGACGCGUCGACCGAUCAGCAGAUUCGCUCGCUGGUCCGGAUCCUCCUAACGCACACCCACCACCAGACGGUGCUGAUGCCGAACGGGGCGCAGAGCCAAAGUGUGCUGCUGAAAGUCCUGUUCACCGUUGCUGGACGCCCGAGCUCGUUGGUGGAGACACUGUCGGAGAACCAGCUGAUCUUGCGGGAGUCGAACGAAACGGAGGAGCUGGCGACCGAGACGGCCCUUAACCCCGACGUGGGGGUCGUGAUGAUGAAUGCAUAA